ACUCAUUCACUAUCUCACUCUCAUUCUAUAAGUAAACUAAAGAAGUAUUUGAUCAUUUGAAAAAAUGGCACAAGCAAUGUUGAAGCCCUCUUUACAAGGAGAGGUUGAGGCAGAUAUUGAGAUCAAAGCUUCGGCCACGAAAUUCUAUCACAUGUUUGCAGUGAGACCACAAGAUGUGUCUAAAGCCUCUCCUGAAAGUGUCCAGAGAUGUAGUGUGCAAGAGGGAGAGAUGGGAAGAGUUGGCACUCUCGUCACCUGGAACUAUUUUUAUGAUGGGAAGCCAAAGUUUGCUAGGGAGAUGAUCGAGGCAGUGGACCCAAAAAUGAAUAUGAUAAAGUUCAGAGUGAUAGAGGGAGAUCUGAUGGAAGAGUUCAAGAACUUCCUAUUCAAGAUCCAGGUAACCCCUAAGAAAGGAGGACUUGGAGGUGUGGUGAAAUGGAACAUGUCAUACGAGAGGAUUGACGAAAACGUGGCUCACCCAGAGUCUCUGCUCAAACUGUGUGUCAAAAUGGCCAAAGACAUCGACGAAAUGCUUUUGUCUAAGGAAUAGAUAUUCGUCAAUUAUCUGUUUAUGUAUCUAUAUUUAUGUCUUUGGGUGCUUUUUAUCUUUAUGUAUUUGGGUGUUUUAAAUCAAUAAUGUGCUCUCUCUAGAUCUAAAGAGAUGUAAGUGAUAUAAAAGUGUGUAAUCAUAAUAUCUGUCUUUUAUGUU
Molecule: messenger RNA, 709 nt
Organism: Raphanus sativus (radish)
Lineage: Eukaryota; Viridiplantae; Streptophyta; Magnoliopsida; Brassicales; Brassicaceae
Product: MLP-like protein 31
Exons: 2
Coding region: 65-550 (161 amino acids)
Biological process (GO): defense response
Source: RefSeq, a predicted model, not a curated record